AUGACAUUUACGCCUCAGCUUCCGCAGCCAGGUCGCCUUUUCCCAGUAUGCUGUGCUGCGGAGAUCCCUCCUUCCGUUGUGGAUCGUUACCUGAUGUCCAUCUUCGAAUACAAGGACAUGGAGGCCGUUUAUUCUGUCAUCAUAGACGACCUGGCGGAGAAAUACACAAAAGAGUGCGAUGUCAAUUCGCCGAGGACUGCCGCAACCAAGGCGCCAUUCAAGGGCAAAGAUUUGUACGAAUGUAGUAGUCUUCUCCAACAGAUGUGUCGCGAUGGCUCAGACAUCGAUUACUCCUCCUUUGUGAUUAUGGAUGAGAGGACACUGCAUGAUGAUACUGUGCUUUUCGCCGUAUCAGACUGGCAAGAUGGGCAAGAAACAAUCCGUAGCAUUAGAUCUGCCUUUGAGGUUGUGGAGGAACGUUUAGGCGGGUACGGUGUGGUCCCCGAGGAAUUCGAAAGGGAUCUGGCCACCGCUGCGGAGGCGGAAGAUGGCGUGCUUCGAGCGCAUGCGAUUGAAGCGAGAACGAGUGCCCUAGGGAGACAGCGACCGUAUUCGCCUUCUACGAGCCUUGAUGUCCCGCCCCGACUAAAGCAGUUCAAAGUCGUUCUCAUCGGUGAUCCUACAGUAGGGAAGACUUCAUAUGUGCAAUACCACAUGACAGGGCAUUUCGACGCUGAGUAUACCACCCAGCCCGGUAUCCAGGUCGACAAUUUACGUUUUCACACGAACAUGGGCCUUGUCCAGUUCGACGUCUGGGACGUUGCUGGUCAGCAGAAGUUCCAUGACCAGCGUGACAGCUACUAUUCCAACACUCAUUGCGGCAUCAUCAUGUUCGAUCUCACAUCCCGCAUCACUUACAAAAACGUACAGAGUUGGCACCGCGACCUUCUACGGGUCUGCCGGAACCUCCCGAUAGUUCUCGUUGGGAGCAAACUCGACAAACCUGAUGCGUACCAUCGAGACGGAAACAUCAAGUCUAAAAGACUCAAGUUUCACCACUCAAGGGAUCUUCAGUAUUACGAUUUGUCUGUCAAAUCAAACAAAAACACAGAGAUGCCGUUUCUUUGGCUUGCGCGGGAGCUCGUUGGUGAUCAGUCUUUGGAGUUUGUCGCUGAGCCUGCUCUGACUCCACCAGAAAUAUCGCUCGGCCAAGUUGCAGUGGCCAGGUAUUUGAGGGAGGUGGAAGACGCUUCGAUCGUACCUCUACCAGACGAUGUCUAUGGAUGCCUCUGA
This is a messenger RNA of Ramularia collo-cygni, 1233 nucleotides long. Its product is annotated as related to GTP-binding nuclear protein Ran. The record is from RefSeq and is a predicted model, not a curated record. The transcript is spliced from 6 exons. The coding region runs from base 1 to 1233 and encodes 410 amino acids. Gene Ontology annotation, biological process: ribosomal subunit export from nucleus; protein import into nucleus. Gene Ontology annotation, cellular component: nucleus; cytoplasm. Lineage: Eukaryota; Fungi; Ascomycota; Dothideomycetes; Mycosphaerellales; Mycosphaerellaceae. Gene Ontology annotation, molecular function: GTP binding; GTPase activity.